This is a messenger RNA of Belonocnema kinseyi, 1161 nucleotides long. RefSeq names its product pyroglutamyl-peptidase 1. The record is from RefSeq and is a predicted model, not a curated record. Gene Ontology annotation, cellular component: cytosol. NCBI's taxonomy places the organism in Eukaryota, Metazoa, Arthropoda, Insecta, Hymenoptera, Cynipidae. The transcript has 2 exons. Gene Ontology annotation, molecular function: pyroglutamyl-peptidase activity. Gene Ontology annotation, biological process: proteolysis. Bases 201 to 812 code for a protein of 203 amino acids.
AAUUAGUUGGAUUGUAUUGAAGAUCUGAAAUCAGUGGAUAACGUUGUCAUAGUUACGAAUUUAUAAUUAUAAUAAGAAUAAGAUAACGUCCCAAUUUUAUACGCAGAAAGCACAGAACAUUAUUCGGAGAAAAUAUUAAAAGAGAAUCUGAUUAGCAAAGAGUAAUUUGUUGAAAAACAAUUGAUAAAAUAUUUAAAUAAAUGGAGAAUAACACGAGAAAGACAGUUUUGGUGACGGGAUUUGGCCCUUUUGGUGAACAUACUGUAAACGCAAGUUGGGAAGCAGUAAAAGAAUUGGAAAAAUUGGCUGAUGAAUCAAAACAAACAUGUGACUUCGAUCUUGUCACGGAAGAAUUACCUGUUGCUUACGACCAUGUUUCGAAAAGAAUUCCGCAACUUUGGGAGAAGCAUAAACCAAUGAUUGUUUUGCAUUUGGGAUUAUCGGCCAAUGCAAAAUGUUUAACAAUAGAAUCAAAAGCUUGCAAUAAGGGCUAUUGCAGACCAGAUGUAAACGACCAAAAAUGUCCCGAAGAAGACGUCCCACUGGAAAAUUUAAAAACUGCCAUCAACAUUGAUUCUGUUUGUUGUCACGUAAAUGCUAAUUCGAUAAAGCACGGCUGUGAAGCUUGCGUUUCUGAAUCUGCCGGACUCUAUUUGUGCGAAUACACAUAUUAUCAUUCUCUAGCAAUUUAUCCAGAACGAACAUUAUUUGUUCACGUGCCAGACUUGGACGUAUAUUCAAGCUCACAAAGCGCGAAAGGAGUUUACGAUAUUAUCUGCUAUUUAAUCAAAGCUAAUUCACCUCCUUUAUGAGCUUUUAAAUCGUUUUACUUCGACAAAUUUUAUUCUUUAAAAUUAUCCAGGGAAUGCCUUAAUUUUUAUGAGAUAAUUAAUUAUCGGGUAUUGGGAUUUGAAAUCUUGAGGGCACCACUAGCGGCAAAAGCAAUAUGGCCGACGACAAUAGGCAGAUGCAGAUCGCAGAUGCAGCUCUUGUUGUCUAAAUAAUAAAUUCUUCAAUUUUUCCCCCUCAUAAACAUUUAAAAUGUAAUAUUAACUAUCGACAUUUCAAUGCAAAAUUCAAUUUAUAUCAGCUUGAAAUGACAAAUGAGCAGUAACUUUUUUCAAGAUUUGAGGUUAUGUUGAUAUAUUUGUGCCUAAAAUA